Molecule: messenger RNA, 1875 nt
Organism: Selaginella moellendorffii
Lineage: Eukaryota; Viridiplantae; Streptophyta; Lycopodiopsida; Selaginellales; Selaginellaceae
Product: pentatricopeptide repeat-containing protein At4g02750-like
Exons: 1
Coding region: 1-1875 (624 amino acids)
Biological process (GO): RNA modification
Molecular function (GO): RNA binding; protein binding
Source: RefSeq, a predicted model, not a curated record
AUGGAGCUCAAGCUAAUCGGAGCACCAGCGUCUCCCAUCCAAUCUCCUCAGCAGUCGCUCUACUCCGACGACGAGAUUCGCGAGCAAAACCAUUACGCGGCGCUGCUGCGAUCGUGCACGGAUGCCACCAAUCUCUCGCAGGGGCGGCGGAUUCACGCGCAGAUCUCGCAAACUCCUCACGCAGCCACCAACACAUUUCUCGCCAAUCUCCUCGUUCUCAUGUAUGGACGCUGCGGCAGCCUGGUGGAAGCCCAGCAAGUCUUUGAUUCCAUCCACACUCCCAACAGUUUCUCGUGGAACAUCAUCCUUGGAAUCUAUGCCAGCAGCGGAACUUUGCUGCAAACCAAGACCAUCUUCGAUCACAUCCCCCGACCGGACGUGGUGGCGUACAACACCAUGGUUGUGGCAUAUGCCCAGAAUGGGCAUCUGGAGAGCUCCAAGUUGCUGUUCGAUCGAACGCCUCAAAAGAACACUGCUUCGUGGAACGGAAUCAUGAACGCGUACGUGCAAGCGGGGAAAUUGGAUCUGGCGAGAAAGAUCUUUAAUAUCAUUCCUUGCAAGGAUGUCGUCUCGUGGUCUAGUAUGGUGUCGGCUUAUGCCCAGGUUGGGCAUAUUGAAGAAGCCGAUGCUUUGUUUGCAAGCAUGCCGAAUCCCAAUGUGGUGACUUACAACACAAUGAUCAUGGCAUAUUCGCAGAAUGGUCGCUUGGAUCGAGCAAAGAAAACAUUCGACGAGAUGCCGGAGAGGGAUCUUAUCACUUGGAACGCAAUGGUUUCAGCUUAUGCUCAAAACGGACGUCCAGACAAUGCCAAGCUUGUGUUUGACAAGAUGCCACAGAGGAAUCUGGUGUCGAUGAACGGGCUCAUGAGCGCUUUCGGGCUGAAUGGGGAGACGUGCAAAGCCAUUGACUUCUUCGACUCCAUGGAACAAAAGGAUCUUAUUUCGUGGAGCUCCGCUCUUGCAGCCUACUCUCAAGAUGGAAACUUAGACGGCGCUCGGAAACUCUUUGACAAGAUGCCCGAGUGGAAUGUGGUUUCGUUCACAACCAUGAUCACAGCGUAUUCCGGUAAAGGUCGUGUGGAGGAGGCGAAGCUCGUCUUUGAUUCCAUGCCCGAGCACGACUUGAUAGCAUAUAAUGCUCUCUUGGUGGGAUAUGCCCAGAACGGGUAUCUCUCAGAUGCCGAAGGGAUAUUCUUCUCCAUGCCUGCAAAGAACUUGGAAACUUUGCACGCGAUCAUGGCAGCCUACGCGCAACACAUGCACCUUUCCGAAGCAAAGACUGUGCUGAACACGAUGCCUGUGCGGACAACUUUGUCCUGGAACACUCUGAUUGCAGCGUAUGCCUUGAAUGGGCAUAUGCAGGAGGCUAGAGUCCUGUUUGAAAUUCUUCCGAAAGCUGAUGUUGGUACGUGGAAUUCAAUGAUCUCUGGCUUUGCAAAGGCUGGGCACGGCAAGAGCGCGAUUGAUUUGUUUCUGGAGAUGGCGGUGGAGGGCUUUGUUCCGGACGAGAUCACAUUUUCGAGCGUCUUGGCAGCCUGCAGCCACGGAGGCCUGCUCAAGAGUGGGACGAAAUACUUCGUGCUUGUGAGCGUGGAGCAUCAGGUGAGGCCCCUGGUGGGGCACUACUCGGCCAUGGUUGACAUUUACAGCCGCGUGGGACUGCUCAAACAAGCCGAGGAGCUGAUUGAAACCAUGCCAUUUUUUCCACAGCCGGAAACUCGCCGAGCCUUGCUCGCGGCUUGCAAGAUCCAGCAACAAACUCUUGCUCUUGCGGAGAAAUCUGGCCACCAUUCAAAGUGGCUGCCGGAUCUUACAGACUCCACCUCGUACGUUUUGCUCUCGAAUAUCUACAAGUCCAAUCUCGAGGCUGGAUGA